GACUAAAUAAUUCUUUGAAUAAAGUACACUUUGAAAAUUAUGCACUUGUCCUCCAUAUUCCAUUGAAGGCCACUCUACGUGCAAAACGAUAAUUGAAACCGAAAGCCACAUUAUCAUAACCGGGUCAGCGCAUAGCCUUAUCUGAUAACAAGCAUGUACAUGCGCCGUGAUUGAAAUACAUACUCGUCUGCAAUUUCUCACACAUUACUUGUCACCAGAAGCAAUUAGUCAUCACCCGGAAGAUAAAAGCAUGAAAGUGUCCCCCGUGAAAAGCACAUUGAUGUGUCUCUCCCUCCUCUUCUGCUGCAAUAUUUACAUUCUAUAUUCGUAUUCCAAAACGGGUGUGACGAGAGCCGAUUUCACCACAGACAUCGUUAAAGGCAUCGCAAACGAAAUUAUUCAGUUUAUAGCUAGCAAUAUCACAGGAAGAAGCAAAAGCAAAAGCGUUGACUGUUUCCUCGGCAGAAACCAUUCUGGAACUUACCGGUUGACAUCAAACUACGCUAAUGACAGCAAAGAAUCACCAGAGACAAGAGCCAAAAAGGCUCUAUUUUUUGACAGGUUAACACAGGCAGAAAAGGAGGACUAUAGAGACCUCAUUAAAACUUUCAGUAAAGGCGUGCCUUCAAACAUCACCUACUUCCUCUAUGCAGGAGCUUUACUCGGUUCCUACUCUCACCAUGGCAUGAUUCCCUGGGAUGAUGAUAUGGACAUUAUUGUCAGGGAAAAAGACAAACCUUUAUUGCUGAAAUUCCUGCAGUCCCUCGGGUCAAAAUAUGAACAUCACACCAGCUGGAAGGUAAACUGGAAGUUUUACCACGUAAAGUCCCCAAAGGCUGGUGAAAAGCACUGGAAGUGGCCCUUCCUCGAUAUAUUCUUUUAUUCUGAAAAACCUUCAAACAUACGAGACUGUAAAGCCUUGAAAAAGAAAUUCAACAAGAGUGAUGUGUUUCCUUUGAUCCAACGACCCUUCAUGGGGAUGAUGCUGCCAGCUCCAAGGAACACUCGUAAGGUUUUGGAAAAGACUUACAAAAUCGAUCUCUGUGUAUCGAAUUCAUAUGAUCACAGAUUGGAGAAGAGCGUGCCAGACAAAUGUGUAGUGAAACUUCCGUGUCACAUGUUAAAAGACCAGUAUCCCUUUGUAACCCGAAAGGAAUCAAAUAACAAAACUGUUGAGAUAUUGGAAGACCCCUACAACAUCUCCUCCAACAGAAGCGUUUAUGAAACGAAACAAAGUAUAUUAAUGUAACAAUGAAAUUUUGUAUAAACUGUCGAAAGAUAGAUAUGUAAACAUGCACACCAUAACUAUUAUAUUGCACACACAAGAAUAUCCAUCUUCAUAAAUAUUUUAUAAUAAUAUGACAUAAACGAAUAUGAAUCCA
Messenger RNA from Haliotis rufescens (red abalone), 1382 nucleotides. RefSeq lists its product as uncharacterized. Lineage: Eukaryota; Metazoa; Mollusca; Gastropoda; Lepetellida; Haliotidae. The transcript is spliced from 2 exons. The record is from RefSeq and is a predicted model, not a curated record. Bases 251 to 1249 code for a protein of 332 amino acids.